AUGUCCCUUCAGCCACCCUCUCCCAACCGUUCACCCUCACUCACCUCUCUCUCCGACGACGAGGAAGACGACAUCCCCGACCUCAGGCUGGCCCACUCCAACCCUCCAACACCACCGUGGAAUACCUCUAUUGUGCCGCCCGCCAACGACCUCCCACACGAGCUCAUCAUCCAUAUCCUCAAGUUCCUACCUUCCCACACCGACCUACACGCCGCCCUCCUCGUCUCCCGCUCAUGGUGCCAAUGCUCAGUAGAACUGCUAUGGCACAGACCAGCGCUGACAAAGGUGUCCUCACUCUUCAAGCUCAUCACCGUCCUCUCCGCUACACGCCCCGGCUCACCCCCACAGCGGCCACUGACAUUCCCCUACCACACCUUCCUGCGGCGUAUCAACUUUGCUCUCCUAGGACCAGAUUGUACAGACACCAUCUUCUCCCGCCUCUCCCGCUGUACGCGACUCGAACGGCUCACCCUAGCCAACUGCACUUCCCUCACCGCGACCGUCCUAGGACUCGUCAUCUCCCAACUGAGGAACCUCAUCGCUCUCGAUCUUACAAACGUGUCCAACAUCGAUGACGCUGCUAUUGAAGCCAUCGCUCCCGCAUGCACGAAAGUGCAGGGGCUCAACCUCAGUGGAUGCACAAAGCUCACAGACGACGCCAUCCUCGCCAUCGCAGCGCACAUGCAUUCCCUACGGCGGGUCAAGCUCGGCGGUCUGAUAGAAGUACAGGACCGCGCGUUCGCAGCGCUCGUCGCUGCUUCUCCCUUGCUGAUAGAAUUCGACCUGAACGGCUGUGUCGGAGUGCAGGACGCGACUCCGCGCGCGCUCUUCCUCCAUUCUGUCCAGCUCCGUGAGCUGAGGUUGGGCGGCUGCCUACAAAUCUCCGACACUGGUUUCCCUCUCCCUCCCCUGCCGCACCCCGCCCCGCUGGCAUUCUCCUGGUCCCAAGCGCUUAACGCAGCGCAGUACUUCCUCCCCCAAGGCGUGGCAUUCGACCAUCUCCGCACAGUGGACCUCACUUCCUGUACAGGGAUAACCGACACCGCGCUCGACCGACUCACCUCCAACAGCCUGCGCAUCCGUUCCCUCGUCCUAGCCAAAUGCGUCAGCCUGACAGAAGACUGCAUCCAGCCCAUCACCCGACUGGGAAAGCAUCUCCACUACCUCCACAUGGGGCAUGUCGUCCACCUCACCGACCGGAGUAUCCGCACGCUGGCCGCUUCCUGCACACGGCUGCGGUACAUCGACCUAGCCUGCUGUACCCAGCUGACAGACAUGAGCGUCUUCGAGCUCGCUGCUCUGCCCAAACUGCGGCGCGUUGGCCUGGUUCGCGUAACGAAUUUGACGGAUAACGCCCUCUUCGCCUUGAGCGACAGGCAUCAUACGCUCGAGCGCAUCCAUCUCAGCUACUGCGAGUCCAUCUCUGUGCAAGCAGUGCACUACCUCCUUCAGAGACUACAUCAUCUGACCCAUCUCUCCCUCACCGGGGUCCCCGCAUUCCGCCGCCCAGAGCUACAGCAGUUCUGCCGCUCUCCUCCGAGGGAGUUCAGCGAUGUCCAGCAGCGCACGUUUUGCGUCUAUUCAGGGAAAGGUGUCACUGAGCUUAGGCGGUAUCUG
Dacryopinax primogenitus is the source of this 1617-nucleotide messenger RNA. Its product is annotated as RNI-like protein. NCBI's taxonomy places the organism in Eukaryota, Fungi, Basidiomycota, Dacrymycetes, Dacrymycetales, Dacrymycetaceae. The record is from RefSeq and is a predicted model, not a curated record. Gene Ontology annotation, cellular component: SCF ubiquitin ligase complex. The transcript has a single exon. Gene Ontology annotation, biological process: SCF-dependent proteasomal ubiquitin-dependent protein catabolic process. The annotation marks the transcript as partial. Gene Ontology annotation, molecular function: protein binding.